Messenger RNA from Heterostelium album PN500, 147 nucleotides. RefSeq lists its product as uncharacterized. The record is from RefSeq and is a predicted model, not a curated record. The transcript is spliced from 2 exons. The coding region runs from base 1 to 147 and encodes 48 amino acids. Lineage: Eukaryota; Evosea; Eumycetozoa; Acytosteliales; Acytosteliaceae.
AUGCGUGCCUAUAUAUAUCUCAACGCACCACAUCUAAGAUUUAACUCUGAAGAAGCUAUCGAGAAACUACUACAGUUCAUGUCAAUUCUAAGUACACAUAUCAGAAUUCACCAACCACACGUAUAUGAAUGUAAUAAUGAUUUAUAA